Messenger RNA from Haemorhous mexicanus (house finch), 5883 nucleotides. RefSeq names its product coenzyme Q7, hydroxylase (gene COQ7). Gene Ontology annotation, biological process: regulation of reactive oxygen species metabolic process; regulation of gene expression; determination of adult lifespan. Gene Ontology annotation, molecular function: 3-demethoxyubiquinol 3-hydroxylase activity. The record is from RefSeq and is a predicted model, not a curated record. The transcript is spliced from 6 exons. Gene Ontology annotation, cellular component: nucleus; mitochondrial inner membrane. NCBI's taxonomy places the organism in Eukaryota, Metazoa, Chordata, Aves, Passeriformes, Fringillidae. The coding region runs from base 11 to 673 and encodes 220 amino acids.
GCUCGGCACGAUGGCGGCGGCCGUGGCCCCGGUACUGCGGUGCUCGCUGCUGCAGCGCCGGCCCCUCCGCUGCGGGCCGGGUCUGCGGCCCGUGGCCGGCGCAGGGGCCGCCCUCAGGCCGUGCAGCUCGCGGGUGGCGCAGGAGGGCAUCAACAAGCCCGUCAUAGACCGCAUCAUCCGCGUGGACCAUGCGGGGGAGUACGGGGCCAACCGCAUCUAUGCGGGGCAAAUGGCCGUGCUGGGCAGGUCGGCCGUGGGACCCGUCAUCCAGCAAAUGUGGAAUCAAGAAAAAAACCACCUGAAAAAGUUCAGUGAGCUCAUGGUUGCAUACAGAGUCCGACCUACUGUUUUAUUGCCUUUCUGGAACGUAGCAGGUUUUGUUUUAGGGGCUGGAAGUGCUUUGCUUGGGAAGAAGGGUGCAAUGGCUUGCACAGUGGCUGUGGAAGAGAGUAUAUCAGAGCACUACAACAACCAGAUCAGAACUCUGAUAGAGGAGGAUCCUGAAAAGUACAGAGAACUAUUGCAGGUCAUAAAGCAGUUCCGGGAUGAGGAGCAGGAGCACCACGACAUUGGGCUGGAGCACGAUGCAGAAGCUACACCAGCUUAUUCUGUUUUGAAGACAGCCAUACAACUUGGAUGCAAAGCUGCAAUAUUUUUAUCAGAAAGAAUAUAGUUAUAUUUUUCAUGAUAGCAGUGGCAAUAAACUGUGACACAAAAGCAUAUGGAAAUUGUGGAAGACUCAGCUAUUUUAUUCGGCCUUUUAAAUUUUUCUGCACUAAGCACUUGAUUCAGCCAUCCUUUGUCACAUUGAAUCCCCAUUUAAAAGGUAUCUGUAUUAAAGUCAGUUGAGCUAAAUGUGAAUAAAGGUGGCAGAACUGAGUCUGUGUGAACUAAACCUCCCUAUUCAGAGUCUGUUCACAAGGUGGCAGCACAAUAUGUAUAUACAUGGGUUUUAUAUACAAUAUUUGUGUAUGGAUGCACACACAUAAAAAUGACAAAUACAUUCUCUGUUGCCUUCAAAUUUAUGUGUACUUGAAAUAAGCUGGAGCAGUUCAUUUUAAAAUAGUUAAUACUUUUUCUGAAUAUUUUUCUGUUUCCAGGAAGAGUGAAAUAAUAGCAAGUAUUUAUUUUCAGUCCAUCUUGAAUAAAAAUUGGUAUUAUAAGACCAGUUUUACUUAAAGACUUCUGUGUGUUUUGGGGUGGGCCUUUUUUCAAGCACAGUUCCAAAUUCUUUGAGUAGAAUUUUACUUACUGUAUUUUUUGUUGUUGUUGUGGUGAGGGGUUUUUUUGUUGUUUUUUUGGUAUUUUCUUGGGUUUGUUUGGUUUGCAGGUUUUUUUUUACCUGAGCAUGUAAGGAAUUGAUCCCUGUCAUAAAGCAGGAGGAGAGAGCAACUUUGAGCACUGUGAAAUUGCAUUCAGUAUUCUAUUAGAGCUUUCAAUCUAAUCUUACUUUGCUUCAGACAACAUUUAAUCCAGGUACAUCUGAGCUUGCUUUUUUUAGUAGCUCUGUUAGUGUUUGUAGGUACUGAUUGGUGUGUAAUUUGACAUUAAAGGCUUCUUAAAGAGAAUUAUUUACCCUUUAUUGGUGAAGGAGCUUAGGCAGAAGGUUAAAUCUUAAUAUAGAGAAAUUCCUAUUCUGUGUGAUUUUGUAAUGACUGUCACUUUGCAUGUUCUUUAAAAUUAAUAUCUCUCAAACUGUUGCAAGUGUCACCUUGUUAGACUCCAACUACUGAUGUUAUUUACUUUAUUCAAUCAAAGUAGCAUUUGGUUCUCUGUCUGUGACUGGUUUGGAAUAAUGUGACUUGAGGAACUCAAAGCUACAUCACAGGUUCUCAGGGACUGCAGAAUCAGGAGAUAACUCUGAGGGAAUUAUUUUACUGUCUCAGCCCCAGACAGUUGUGAGCAGUGUGUGUGAAAACUCAAGUUUGCUAAAGGUCUAUCCUAUUACUCUAAUGCAAUAUCUUCCUUAAUUUGGCCAUUUCUCUGGACAAAACUUAGAUCUAGCAGAUUUCUUGCCUUCAUUUCUCUAAAGUAUUCAACAUGCAUGUGGACAACUCCCAGGUAAUUUGUAGGAGAAAGGAAUCAGCACAAAAGAAUGAUUAGCUGAAGUGGUUAAAAGGGUAACAAGUGGUGCUGGAAGCUUGUGCAGUGCAAUUGUGUAAGUCACAGGCUUUAAUAAUUUAGUAGAAGAAGAAAAAAAGAUUGCUUGAUGAAUAGUCCAUUGUAAAGUCUUUCAUACCAGGGGCAGCAUGGGAUGGCAUCUUUUAUAAGUCCAUUAUUGCAGGGGAGGAAGGGCAGGGCAUGGUGUGUUUUCACUCAAAGCUGCAUGCCCAUACAUACAGUGGUCUUGUGACAUAAGCUGGAAACUGAGGCAGAAAGUUCCUGGUCUCUUAGCCAUUACAUCAGGGUUGAAAGCUGAAUGAGGCAUCUGGGGGGGUUUCCAGGAGAGCUGGUACUCCGCUGAAGCCUUGUAUUCUCCGUGGCUGUGGUUGCAGAGAUUCUCUGAAGAUAUCUGUGGUGUUCAGCACUGGUGGGAUUGGCUUGUGACAGAGUGACAGACAUGCUGAUGUGAUUGUCCAAGAUUUGGGUGGCCCCCAAGACCAUGACAUACUGCAAACUUGGGGCAACAGAUUUUAAGAGACAAAUCUCAUGUUAAAUGUAUUUCAUUUGGCCGAGGGCUGGGAACAUCAAAUAGCAAGAAAUUGCCAUGUGAGGUCUGUGUUUGGUCAUAUCUGCUGUAAUUGAAAGGGCUCAUAGAGAGUUCUUUGUCCUCAGCAGCUGAACACAUCCUGCACAUUUGAGAAGGGUGUCAGACAGUAACACUGUCUCCAGCUGCAAGCAUGAAAUGUGAACUGAGAUCAAAUCUGCUUUAUGCUCCUGAGCAAGAUUUGUUCGUUCUUUAAUGGAGCAGCAGAUUUCUACCCAUCCAUUAAAGUGUGGGUGGGCUGUUCUGCCACUUCCAAAGCUUGUCCAUUUUCCUGCUCAGUGGCAGUUUACUCUUUUUUUGUUGUUCUUUUACAUAGUAAAUGGAGUUGCUUUUCAUUUUUUUCAUGGAAAAUGGACUUUUUCUUUUGUUUAAGAACCUGUUUCAGAUUUUGAAAGACUAAAAAAAGUGGUAAAAUGUUACAAAAGAACAGGAGGUGCUUAGUGCUGUACAAUUCUAUUGUACAGCAGCUGCCAGGCUGUAGUUACUUUUUUUAUGUUGAGGCAGAACUAAGCUGAGUAAUACCAGCCAUCCCAGCAGGGGUUAAUGGCAGGCAGAGGCCAAAGUAUAUAGCUUAUACAAGUCUGUUAUCAUAGGAAUCCUCAAUGAACUCUGGUCGUGUUGACAGAGGAAGGGGAGCUUGGAUCAGACAGGCUGUGAAAUGCUGCAUUUUCAGAACAGGGAGUGGGGAAGAUGACUGGGUCUUCACUGUGCCUUUGAGCUCUGUGGCUUCCUUGUAAAUGAUAAAAUACACACAUAAUUUGGGUUUUAUAAUAUACAGUGGGAUAAAAUCCCCUCAUAGUAGUGAGGUCUUGUUAUAAGCCAGGGCUUGAUCCCAAUUUUCUCUUGCAGAAGCAGCUGUGUCUCUCAAUGAGGAGCAGUACAGGUACCCAUCUGUGUGUGUGCAGGGCUCCAGGGCUGUUACCUGCUCUGUGAGCAGCAUCUCACCUCUAGAAAGAAAGCCUUGCUUUUUUCUGCAGGCAGUGCUGGGUGCGAGCUGGCCCCUGUUCUCCAAAGCUGCUCUGAGUCAGAGGUCAAGGUAACCUUUGAUGGUGCUGGGAGGGCAGUGGCAGAUGGUGCAGUCCCUGUGCUGAGCUCUGGGGCUGUUCUGCUCUGGCUGUGGGCACUGCAGAAGGCACGUGUGAUGCCUUCAACGUGCAGCUCUGGCUGUGCCAGGACACGUUCCAGCAGCAGCCAGGCAGAAAUCAAAUCCCUGUGGCUGGGAUUAACAAGGUGAUGCUGACACCAGCUGAACAGACUUUUGUCAAGGGCAUGUAGUGAUAGGACAAGGGUUUAUGGUUUUAUGUUGAUAGAGGGCAGGUUUAGAUUAGAUAGAAGAAAUUCUCUGUGAGGGUGGUGAGGGCCUGGCACAGGUUUACAGAGAAGCUGUGGCUGCUCCAUCCCUGGGAGUGUCCAAGGCCAGGUUGGAUGGGGCUAGUGGAAGGUGUCCAUUCCCACGGCAAAGGGCUGUGGAAUGAGGUGAGCUAAGGUCCCACCCAACCCACUCUGUGAUUCUGUGAUUUAUGAUGCAAAUUAUCUAAAAUGAUACUUGGGAUUGUUUGGCAGACAGCUAAAUCAUUGUCUGGGUUGGGCUUCAUUUUUGUCUGGAGUAAAUCUGUGUGGCUCACUUGAGCAAAGAGAGCUUGUGAUCAGCUGAGAACGUGCCAUACAGUCCCUGUGCUGGGGAUGACAUGGUUUGUACAUCUCUAUUUUUUCUUAGUAUUACAGGAGUUAUUUAAUCUAUAUGCAUCUGCCUUUUAACAUGACUUUAGGGAAGACAUAAUUUCAAAUGGCAGUCAUUUUUUGUCACUAGCUUUGAAGUUGUGGCAUGUCACUUGCAUUGAAUUCUGCACAUAUUUUUUAGCUUGGGAGGCUUAAAGGGCUGAGGCAAAAAUAUUGGCCAAUUUAAAGGAAGAAUAUGUGUUAUAAGGGAGGAGAUUGUUCAAAGGCACUACCAUUUUUCUAUUUGUUACUUCAGUUUUUGUUGUGUCUGACAUGAAAUAUCUGAAUGUAUUUAGGAGAAUGACUGCAGCUUUGUAGUUUUACUUCCAGAGUGGCAAAACUUAGCUUGUGUUGGAGAAUGCUUGCUGAUUCUCUUUUUUAGAGUUGUGGGGCUGAUCUAAUGUUGAGUAAAUGAAUUGACAAUUAGUUUCAGUGGGUAAUGUAUUUCUAAAAGCUUGACUGUGUUAGAAUGAAAAUUCCAGUUGUUGUUAGGUGCUUUCAAUAAAUGCAGCCUCCUGCUCACUUCAGGUGUUUUUGAGAAGUACCACCCUGUGCUACAGUUUUGCAGAGCAGGGGGUGGUACCUCUGUGUCCAAAAUGCAGCUUAUGGCAGCAGCAGUGUUUCAUUGUGUUAGCAUGCAGAUUAUUACACCUAUGCUGAUACUUUUAAAAAUGGGGAUUUUUUGGUUCUGAAAGUCUUUGUCUCACAAACUCUGGCCAUGGCACUGCCUUUACUUGUGCUUGUUCUUAGCUGGAAGUAAAUGAUGAUCUGAUGGAAGCCCAGGAGUCAUGCAGUGAUACUUGGAAAGGAGCUCUGGAGGUCAUCUUGUCCUGCCUCCUGCUGGACCCAGGACUGUGGCCAGCACUAAAGCAGGUCAGCUGUGAUUUUUUCCAGACAGGUAAUGAAAACCUCCAAGGAGAGAAAUUUCACAGCCUCUAUGGGCAGCCCAGUCUGGUCCUGUAUUACCCUACCAGUGGCACUUUUUUUACUUUCCUGAACCUUCUAAGACAGUCACUGCUGCUGCUUGUUAUGUCAUGUAGCACCUUGGAGGAGAGUUUACCUCCACUAUCUUGGAGGUCAACACCCUUUGAGUAGUUUUAUGCAACUAUUAAUCAUUCAGAUUAGCUGUCCUUUCAGUGCCUGGUUCCUGAACUGGCACAGAGGAAAGGAAGAGAUGCAUCUGAUGACCACCUUGACAGUCUCAUUGUCUGCUUAAGACUUCAGGCUUCAUAUGUCUUCUCUCCUUGCAGGUAUUUUCCACCCAACUAUUUGAAUGUCAGUCAUUUGUUUUACAGUGUUACUUGUGCCUAGGACAGAUGGAUUUAUUGAUUUCAUGUACAGGUGGGCAUGUGUAGUCCAAGAUAUUAAUGAAAGCAAGUCAUACAUACAGUGGGUGGUUUUCAUAUUUAAAAUGCCUUUUCUGAACUGUAAUAAAAAGAUUAUUUCUGGCACUAAAA